AUGUCCACAGUGAUUGGUAAGCGCAAGCGUGCAAGGAAGGCAUGCAUACCUUGCCACCAGCGCAAGCGAAAAUGCGAUGGGGAGUACCCUUGCAGCACGUGCACCACCUACAGAUAUAACUGCAGGUACGACGACACUUCUAGCACUGCGGGCGAAGGCGAGCACGCUCCACUCUUGGCCAAGCAUAUAAUCAAUGGCGGCGGGAGUACUACGGCGAUUGGUGUCACCGCCAAAUCGCGCAGUCCCGACAGCCAAUCUCAGGUGAUGAGAGCUGCAGGAGCUGCCGGAGCUGACAGUUCAUCGUCAAAGAGCCCUGGCGUCGGGAGCGGGAUCUUUGACGUGCAGAAGUCUAGAUACACUGGAGCAUCGGCAGCCAUGGCUUUCCCGCACAUCCUGGGUGUGGCUCUUGGCUCUGAUAGCCCUCCAAAGAUCAACUCGUUCGCGUACAACUUCGGGAUUCGCCCUGAAGAGACUUCCAGCGCGCAUGGCUUCCUAGGGAAACUAAUUUCGGAGGACGACCUCGCCUUUUACUCAAAUGUGUAUUUCUCUUCAAUGGGGCCUAUCGGUGACUAUAUGGACCCAAGAAUUUACGCCCAGCGAUGUCGCGAUUAUUAUCAUGGCUCCAGCAGCAACGCGGUCCCAUUUAGCGCCAUAGCUGCCGGCGUCGCUGCUUUCGGGUCGUUCCUCUCCACAAACAGAUACUCGCGGGAGACUGAUUUGCUCCAGUACGCUAAAGCUAUCCUCGAUGAUCCUGGAUCUAUACGUAUGCUAUGCGUCGACCAUAUCAUCGCGUGGGGUAUGCGGUUAUUUUAUCUACGGGCCACAACCCGCCCUAGUCAUGCUUGGAUUGCAUCGUGCACUCUUAUGCACCUUUGUGAAGUGGUUGGAUUACAUGAAGAAGAGAAUAUUAAAAGGAUGGCGUUUGUCGCCGGCGCUGCUGUUGUUGGGCAUGAUGCGGACCGGCUUAGGCGAAUUUUCUGGAUCUCGUGGGCUGGGCAUCAUAUGCUAUCGUAUGAGUACGAUCGUUCAGCUGUAACGUUUGGGUCCGUGACUUGUCAGGCUAUUAUGCCGAUACUGGGGUCUGUUGCCGACCAGUUCGUGCAAAUAGUCCAAAUCAUCCCGUCGCCUAACUCGCCGUUCCAGCUUGAAAAUCAGCAUCUAACUCCGAGGGAGGAACUAUUUCAUCGUCUCACGGCAUUGAGUAAACUCCAAUUCACUCACCUGUUUCUAGUGGUGACUAAGGCGGACCUUGCGUUUUGUUUCUAUCGACGCAUUUAUCAGCUCAACACAGGCAUAACGGAUGAGAUAAUUCAACUCAUUAUCGAUUGUGGGAAUAGCGCAAUAGGAGCGGCUGAGCAGCUAAUCAACCACGGCCGUCUGUGGAACGUGAUAGGCAGUAUCUUCCAGUAUAUCUGUAUCUUGUUGGCUAUCGACACGCCGGCCUCUUCCGCUCACAUCCCUGCUGCCUUUAAGACGUUGGAAAAUCUUGUUAGGGCAACGGAAACAGUAUUGACCCGUCAGGCAUUGUCAAUAGCGCGGCAUCUUCUCAGCCUCCAUAUAGCAAGAAAGCGGAAAGAUCUUAUGCAGCUAGAAGCUAUAGAGUCGGGCUACGAAUCCUUCCAGGCGCAGCCGGGACCCGAACCCGAGACCAACGCCACUUUUCCGGACAUUGGCUGGGGUUUCGACUGGGAUCAGCUUCUCAUCGAGCCAUAUCUUUCGAUUUUCGGUCCCGACAUCCAGCUCUAG
This is a messenger RNA of Penicillium taxi, 1746 nucleotides long. RefSeq lists its product as uncharacterized. The record is from RefSeq and is a predicted model, not a curated record. Gene Ontology annotation, biological process: regulation of DNA-templated transcription; response to xenobiotic stimulus. Gene Ontology annotation, molecular function: zinc ion binding; DNA-binding transcription factor activity, RNA polymerase II-specific. The transcript has a single exon. Lineage: Eukaryota; Fungi; Ascomycota; Eurotiomycetes; Eurotiales; Aspergillaceae. The coding region runs from base 1 to 1746 and encodes 581 amino acids.